This is a messenger RNA of Morus notabilis, 1501 nucleotides long. RefSeq names its product probable 28S rRNA (cytosine(4447)-C(5))-methyltransferase. The annotation marks the transcript as partial. Gene Ontology annotation, cellular component: nucleolus. Gene Ontology annotation, biological process: maturation of LSU-rRNA; rRNA base methylation. Gene Ontology annotation, molecular function: rRNA (cytosine-C5-)-methyltransferase activity; RNA binding. Lineage: Eukaryota; Viridiplantae; Streptophyta; Magnoliopsida; Rosales; Moraceae. The transcript has 14 exons. The record is from RefSeq and is a predicted model, not a curated record.
AUAAUCCGCCUAACCUAAAGCGCCUCCUCUGCGCCUUAAUUUUCCUGUCUUUCAUCUCUCUCUCUAUCUUUCUCUCCUCCAUCACUCUCUCUCUCCUGAACCGCCGCCGCCGUAAACCAAGCUCUGUCGAACUCUCACUCCGCCGCAACUCGGGAGCUUUUGUUCAACCUUCACACUUGAAAAGAAAAAAAAAAAAACAAAGCGAAAAACAGAGCAAGUUUUGAUGGCUGCAACUGCUGUUAAUAAGAAAAAAGGCACUAAGGUCCAGAAGGCUCCGCCGAAAAAGAAGCAAAAGAGUGAGCUUUUCACUCCUAAAAGGUCAAAGAAAGAAGAUGUUUUGGACCAUUCUGAUGUCUCAGAUGAAGAAAAAGAAGUUGAGGACCAUGAGGAGUUUGAUGAAGAUGAGGAUGGUUCUGAUUUGGGUUCUGAUGUCUCUUCUGAUACUGAUAACCCUCUUGUUGAUGAUUUCCUCCAGGGAAGUGAUGAUGAAGAGGAAGGUUCGGGAUCCGACCGUGAAUCAGCUUCUGGGUCAGAUUCAGAGGAGUCCGACUCUGAUCCUGUGGCGAAGUCAAUCGCUAUCGAUAAAGAAAGGAAGAGGGUAGAACAAGAAGCCAUGGAUGAAAUGCAGCUCAAUAUUAAAGAUGAAUCCGAUGAGUUCAGAUUGCCAACCAAAGAGGAACUUGAAGAAGAGUCGAAUCGACCUCCAGAUCUUCAAAAUCUCCAGAGGAGGAUUAAAGAGAUUGUUCGAGUGCUGUCAAAUUUUAAGGCUUUGAGGCAGGAUGGGUCAGCAAGGAAAGAUUAUGUUGAGCAGCUUAAGAGGGAUUUAAUUACCUACUACGGAUAUAAUGAGUUUUUAGUUGGAGCUCUUGUUGAGAUGUUUCCAGUUGUUGAACUUAUGGAACUUAUAGAAGCUUUUGAAAAGCCUCGACCUAUAUGUCUCCGGACUAACACUUUAAAGACUCGGAGGAGGGAUUUGGCAGACGUUCUUAUAAACAGAGGAGUAAAUUUGGAUCCCUUGAGCAAGUGGUCUAAAGUUGGACUGGUUGUGUAUGAUUCACAAGUUCCGAUUGGUGCAACUCCCGAGUACAUGGCUGGUUAUUACAUGCUCCAAAGUGCAAGCUCCUUUUUGCCUGUCAUGGCCUUAGCUCCUCAAGAAAAGGAACGAAUCGUUGAUAUGGCUGCUGCACCUGGCGGUAAAACAACUUACAUUGCUGCUCUAAUGAAAAAUAGUGGAAUCAUUUUUGCUAAUGAGGUGAAGGUACCGAGGCUCAAGUCACUCACGGCAAAUCUGCAUCGGAUGGGAGUGACAAAUACAGUAGUUUGUAACUACGAUGGAAAUGAGCUACCUAAAGUUUUGGGUGUCAACUCAGUUGAUAGAGUGUUAUUAGAUGCUCCUUGCAGUGGGACUGGGGUUAUAUCAAAAGAUGAGUCUGUAAAAACUUCUAAAAGCUUGGAUGAAAUUCAAAAAUGUGUUCAUUUGCAAAAGCAACUUUUACUUGCU